CUGACCCUCUGCGCAGCGCCACCCCCGACCAGCUCCACCUCCUCCGCCGCCUCCUCCUCCACCGCCGCCACCUCCGCUCCCUCCGCCACCGCCGCUGCCUCCUGCGCCUCCACUGCCGCCACCUACACCUCCACCCCCGCCACCACUCCCACCGCCACCCCCACCUCCUCCACCACCUCCACCGCCGCCUCCACCGCCCUCGCUAGCUCCUCCAGCGCCCCUGCCCCCUUGCCCCUGCCAAGGGCGGCGUCUCCCGCUAGGGGUAGACGCUGCCCCAACCGACUCCAAACCAGCGAGGUUUCGGGCGGCUCGGCUGCAGGGCGGCUCGGCGGCUGGGCGGCUCGGCGGCGGGGCGGCUCGGCUGCUUGGGCGGCUUCGGCUGCGGACAGGGCGGCUCGGCGGCUGGCGCUCGGCGGCUCGGCUGCUGGGCGGCUCGGCUGCUGGGCGGCUCGGCGGCUGGGCGACUAG
Closterium sp. Naga37s-1 is the source of this 468-nucleotide messenger RNA. Lineage: Eukaryota; Viridiplantae; Streptophyta; Zygnematophyceae; Desmidiales; Closteriaceae. The record is from the annotation of a GenBank genome assembly.